AUGACAGCUGUGCUGGGGCGAGCUACACGGCUCGCAUGCUCCUUCUACCGCGGUGGCACGUCCAAGGGCCUGCUUUGGUCCACCUCGACCCUCGCUCCGUUCGCGCCGUUGGUGCGCGACCGUAUCAUCUGCCACGCCAUGGGCUCGCCCGAUCCCGACAAACGUCAGAUCGACGGUCUGGGCGGCGGCAUCAGCUCGCUUUCCAAGACUGCCGUUGUGGGCGCGCCGGAUUCGAAGCUUGGGAGGCUACUCCAAUCGCGCGGGGCAUCGUUUGCCGGAGUGGAUUUCGCCGACGACGAACAACUUGCUUCUCGCCGCGAGGGAGGAUGGGAUCUGGUGUAUCGUUUUGGUCAGGUGCCUGUCGAACGGGGUACAGAGGUGGAUUGGACAAGCACCUGCGGCAAUCUCGUUUCGGCCGUCGCACUCUUCGGCCUGCACGAGGGGCACGUACGACAGUCUAGGAUCGCAGAAGCUUUCCAAGAGGUGGUGGGCAGGCAGGCCGAGGUGGGCGACCGAUUUGCGUUUCCGGCACGCCUGCUCGUCGCUUGCUCGGGGCAGAUCGUGCGUGCCAAUGUACCAGUCACCCUGCAUGCUGUGGGAGAAGAGACAACGUGGUGGCCAGACUUGGAAGGGGAUGUAAGCAUAUCAGGCGUGCCGGGAAGUGCACCGGGGAUCCUCAUCGAAACUCCCCUCGGCUCGGACUUGCUUCCGACGGGAAACCAGUCCGAUGUAGUUGACGUCGACGGGGUCGAAUACCGCGUGUCGGUGAUCAACGCCGGACUGCCCACGAUCUUUAUUGCGUCCGACUCGCUUCGUUCCGUACUGGACCCGGAUCGACUUGCUGUGCUAUCACCAGCACAGUUGGAUGCCGAUGUUGCCCUUAUGGCGCUUUUGGAUAGGCUGCGCGUGGGGGCGGCCCAGCUGACACCGUGGUUGAGCAAGACACUCAGUCCGUCGGCACCCAAGAUCUGCAUCGUCCAUCCGACCCCGCCACAAGGCUACUGCACGACCGGCGGUGAAAAGGUCGCCAAGGAGGAUAUGGAUCUGCUCAUCCGCGCAGUCAGCGUGGGCAACUUGCACCGCACCGUCCCUGCAACUUGUCUAUCCGCACUCGCUGCUGCAAGGGCGUUCCCGCAGUCGACCAUCGAACAAUCCGUCCAAGCAAAGCCAAUGCAAGGGCAGGAGGAGAUCCUUUCCAUUCGCGUCGGUCAGCCGGCCGGAGUCUCCGAGGCAAGCGUCAGAAUCCGCCCCGCCUCAGCGGAUGAACAAACCAAGGGCUUGCAGAGUGUACCCGAGUCGAUCGUGUACUAUCGCACCGCGCGCAGAAUCAUCCAGGGUCUGGUCGAUGUUCCCCCCUCCAUUUUGCAAUCCUAG
Messenger RNA from Moesziomyces aphidis, 1374 nucleotides. NCBI's taxonomy places the organism in Eukaryota, Fungi, Basidiomycota, Ustilaginomycetes, Ustilaginales, Ustilaginaceae. The record is from the annotation of a GenBank genome assembly.